This is a messenger RNA of Formica exsecta, 876 nucleotides long. RefSeq lists its product as uncharacterized. Gene Ontology annotation, biological process: proteolysis. Gene Ontology annotation, molecular function: serine-type endopeptidase activity. The record is from RefSeq and is a predicted model, not a curated record. The coding region runs from base 1 to 876 and encodes 291 amino acids. The transcript has 4 exons. Lineage: Eukaryota; Metazoa; Arthropoda; Insecta; Hymenoptera; Formicidae.
AUGGAUAGGAUUUUCGAACGCACCAUUAAGAUUGUUCCGUCAUGUAAUCGUGGUUCUUCGAAGAAGAAGAAAAUUUCAAUCAAGAUUCAACUUAGUGAAGGCAUUGCAACCAAUCCUUUCCUUCAGCAAUCCAUUCUUUCCAAUGUUGAGACCAAUCCUUUUCUAUCGUUCUAUGGCAACAGAAGUCAAUUCAGUGUAGUGCCAAGAAAUAUAUUUCUGCCACAAGAAAAUAAUUUUUCCAGCAGUGCAACUUGGAUUAACAGUAACAAUCCCUUCUUGAACAUUGGGACCGAUAUAAGAGUUGAUACAGAAUCUUCUGUUGCACCAGAAUCAGUUACACAAACACCUUAUAGGCCACUGCCAUCUGCACCAGUAAUUAAUACACCAUCAACAUCUUAUACACCAGCACCUGCUAAUAACCCUUUUAUAACAUCUCAUACGCAUAAUCCUUCUAUUAAAGUUGAACCUCCAUCCUUAAGCACACCAUCAUUAUCGGAUAUCAAGAUUGGCCCAACAAAGACAAAAUCAGAGCUUAAAUGCGAAGAAUACGUGAGAGAACUCGUAGGCACGACUGAGAUAAUGUCGCUGGUCGGCACAUCACCCGACGUGAUCAAGGUGGAUAAUGUCUGUCGGGAUGCAAAUCGCCUGAUUGUCGGCGGCACCGAGGCUAAGCCCGGUGAGUUCCCGCAUAUGGUCGCCUUGGGCAGACGCAACUCUGAUGAGACGUUCACUUUGAUAUGCGGCGCGACACUGAUUUCACAUACUUGGGUACUUUCUGCUGCGCAUUGCACUUAUGGGCCAAACAGCCAUCCCAUUAAUGGCUGCAACGAUGAAUUAGAUAAAGGCUCAAAGUCCAAAAGCAUUCCUCAAGAUUAA